AUGCCGCCGGUCGUGGCGGGCCGUUCGCUCGAACGCGUCAGCGGGAGGACGGAUCGCAGGCAGCCGGACGCUCCUUCCUGCUCCCGCUCUCCUGGCGUUCAGAACGGAAGGGGGAACUCAAAGCACCGGGCAGCAGCUACGGGGCAGGACAUGCCGGUGGUGCAGCUCGUCCCGGGGCACUACCCCGCCCGCAGAGCAGCCCAGGUGGCUCAGCACUACCUCAACACCCAGCACGGCUCCCCCUACAGGUGGCUGCAGGUGGAGAGGGUCCUGAGCGCCACUUCAGAGGAAGUGGCUGAUAAAGGAAUGAAGUACAGUGUGACGUUCAGCGUGAAGGACGGGGUGUCUGAAAAGUCUGCAGGCAUGUGCUCUGCAGAGGUGAUGUUCCCAGCCAAUGAGGUGCAGUCCCUGCCCCUACAGGCCCCGCCCUCACAGGCCCCACCCCAGGUACACUGCUCCUGUGAGGACCUGCUCAAGACCAACACCACCGUGGAAGAGGGUGCUCUCUACCAGCAUCUGAAGAGCAACGCCAGUGUCCUGGUGGAUGCUCAAUAUAUACCAGACAGCUUUGGCUACAUUGCUCCAGAGAUGAGGCCCAUUUGGCACCUGGGGGGCGCGGCCUCCAGCUUUGUGAUGCUGAAAGAGUCCAACGAGAACACCCUGUACAACCUGGCCCAGCUGGCCAACGUCACACAGCUGGAAAGCCAGAACGACACACUGCUGUUCCAGUUCCACGUCCUGCUCCAUGAAAUGGUGUCUCAGGAGAUCAUCUCCUGGAAGCUGCAGGCCUCCUGGUGUCCAACAGAGGGAGUCAGAGUGCUCAGUGCCGAAUGGCAGCCUAAAUGCCACCACUGUGUAGUGCCUCCAACCAACACCACCCUCGCCACAACACCACCAUCCUAACACCACCCUCGCCACAACACCACCAUCCUAACACCACCCACACCCCAACACCACCAUCCUAACACCCUCACCACAACACCACCAUCCUAACACCACCCACACCCCAACACCACCAUCCUAACACCUUCACCACAACACCACCAUCCUAACACCACCCUCACCCCAACACCACCAUCCUAACACCCCCCACACCCCAACACCACUAUCCUAACACCGGCCACACCCCAACACCACCAUCCUAACACCGCCCACACCCCAACACCACCAUCCUAACACCCUCACCCCAACACCACCAUCCUAACACCACCCACACCCCAACACCACCAUCCUAACACCCAUACUCUAACACCUCCAUCCAAACACCCCUACCCCAACACCACCAUCCUAACACCGCCCACACCCCAACACCACCAUCCUAACACCGCCCACACCCCAACACCACCAUCCUAACACCACCCUCACCCCAACACCACUAUCCUAACACCGCCCACACCCCAACACCACCAUCCUAACACCCAUACUCUAACACCUCCAUCCAAACACCCCUACCCCAACACCACCCCCAACCCAACAGCAACAUUCUAAUACCAUCCCAAAAACAUAAUCGUAACACCAAAAGCUUAACACCACCACCCAUGCCCAACAUCACCAUCCAAACAGAACCCCAACACCACCACCCCAACACCACCCAUGCCCCAACACCACAAACUGAACACCACCCGCACCCCAACACCAACAUCCUAACACCACCCCCACCCCAACACCAACAUCAUAACACCACUCCCACCCCAACAGCACCACCCCCAAACCAACAGCACCACCCCAACACCACCCAGUUUAACAGCAUUCCUGCAUGGCUACAAUUUCACCUUAUCAUAACAUAGUACAGUCACAUGUGACCUAAAGCCUGUACAUCGACUAUGUAUAAAAAACUACUCUGAAGGACCAUAACCAUCCAAUAAACACCAGCACUGUGUAUGAAAA
Molecule: messenger RNA, 1887 nt
Organism: Anguilla rostrata (American eel)
Lineage: Eukaryota; Metazoa; Chordata; Actinopteri; Anguilliformes; Anguillidae
Gene: lxn
Product: latexin
Exons: 7
Coding region: 1-903 (300 amino acids)
Molecular function (GO): metalloendopeptidase inhibitor activity
Source: RefSeq, a predicted model, not a curated record